Malania oleifera is the source of this 1095-nucleotide messenger RNA. RefSeq names its product proteasome subunit beta type-2-B-like. Bases 239 to 853 code for a protein of 204 amino acids. The transcript has 3 exons. Gene Ontology annotation, biological process: proteasomal protein catabolic process. Gene Ontology annotation, cellular component: nucleus; proteasome core complex, beta-subunit complex; proteasome core complex. The record is from RefSeq and is a predicted model, not a curated record. Gene Ontology annotation, molecular function: peptidase activity. Lineage: Eukaryota; Viridiplantae; Streptophyta; Magnoliopsida; Santalales; Ximeniaceae.
GUAAGUUCUUCUAUGAUCCUCAUUUACCUCUUUCAAGACUUCUAUCUCAAUUGACAAUUUUGCCAUUUUGCAACAUACGAUAAAAAAAACUAGAUUUGGGUCCCCACCCGUCGUCUUCUUCUUUCUUGUUGAGCAAGGGAGCCUUCUCUCGCGGACCAUUUUCUUCUUAUAUUUUCAUCAAAAUAAUCAAAGGCUAAAGCUCGAAGGCAGGAAGGGGAGAGGGAAAGAAAGACGAGGAAUGGAGUGUGUGUUCGGUCUGGUUGGUGAUGGCUUCGCGCUGGUUGUGGCAGAUUCAUCUGCUGUGAACAGCAUUUUGGUACACAAAUCAAAUGAAGACAAGAUUAUGGUCCUUGAUUCUCACAAGCUCUUGGGUGCCAGUGGUGAAGGCGGUGACAGAGCACAGUUCACGGAGUACAUACAGAAGAACGUGGCCUUGUAUCAGUUCCGCAACGGCAUUCCAUUGACCACUGCAGCCGCCGCUAAUUUCACCCGAGGAGAGCUAGCUACUGCUUUGCGUAAGAAUCCGUACUUCGUCAACAUCCUUUUGGCGGGGUAUGACAAGGAGAUAGGCCCAUCUUUGUACUACAUUGACUACAUUGCAACUCUUCACAAGAUCGAGAAGGGAGCAUUUGGUUAUGGAUCAUAUUUCUCCCUCUCUAUGAUGGACAGACACUAUCGCAGCGGUAUGCCCUUGGAAGAAGCAGUCGAUUUGGUGGAUAAGUGCAUUCUUGAGAUUCGGUCAAGGCUGGUUGUGGCUCCUCCAAAUUUUGUGAUCAAGAUCGUCGAUAAGGACGGUGCAAGGGAAUAUGCCUGGCGUGAAUCUAUCAAGGAUGCUGCUGCUCCCCCCAGCUGAGAGAUAUAAACAUAGGUUUGGGCAUCCUUUGUCACUGCAUUUUCCCUGAAAGAACUAAAACACUUUGAAUUGUUUGUUUAUGAACUAUCACAAUUACUCUUUACUGUUUAAUAUCUGAUGGGUUUCUAGAUACAAAACAAGCCUACAGUUUCUGCCUCACAUAGUGAUAAUAGUGUUAUGGAAUUGGAUUGAUCAUGCUAUAGCUUAGAUGCUAUGGUUGAAUGCAAGUAAAGGGUUACAUC